UGUUGAUUCCUCUUCAACCAACCGACCACGAUGAGCAACUCGAACUUUUUGGACAAAGCCAUUGCGCUGGUGCAAAAGGCGAUCGACGAGGAUGUCAAGCAGAAUUACACGGAGGCAUACAAGCAAUAUCAAGAUGCUCUGGACUAUUUCAUGAUGGCGAUGAAAUAUGAGAAGAACGACAAGCUCAAAGAGUUGAUCAGGAAAAAGUUUACAGAGUACCUUGAUCGAGCGGAGAAGCUCAAGGAACACAUUGCAAAGUCAGAGGAAAAGAGGACGAGAGCGAAGGUGGGAGCUGGUGGUACAGGUGCAGGGGCCGAAUCGGGUGGACCAAGUGUCAAGGGAGAUGAUGAUGAUCCGGAGAUCAAAAAGUUAAGACAGGGUCUGCAGGGUGCCAUCCUAUCUGAAUCUCCGAACGUCGCAUGGGACGAUGUCGCCGGUUUAGCCCAAGCGAAAGAAGCGUUGAAAGAAGCCGUCAUUCUUCCUAUCAAGUUUCCUCAACUGUUCACUGGGAAACGGACGCCUUGGCGUGGAAUUCUUCUCUAUGGACCACCAGGGACGGGAAAGAGUUUCCUGGCCAAGGCUGUGGCUACGGAGGCCAAGAGUACUUUCUUUUCGGUCUCGAGUUCGGAUCUGGUUUCAAAGUGGAUGGGAGAAUCGGAGAGACUCGUCAAGCAGCUCUUCACCAUGGCACGGGAGCAAAAACCCGCCAUCAUUUUCAUCGAUGAGAUAGACUCGUUGACCGGUACCCGAGGCGAAGGAGAGUCCGAGGCGUCCAGGCGUAUCAAGACGGAGUUCUUGGUCCAGAUCAACGGAGUUGGAAAUGACGAUACUGGAGUGCUCGUUCUCGGCGCCACCAACAUCCCAUGGCAACUGGAUCCCGCAAUCAAACGACGAUUCGAAAAACGUAUCUAUAUCCCCCUGCCCGAUGCCCAAGCUCGUCGGCGAAUGUUUGAGCUCAACGUCGGCACCACGCCUCACGGAUUGUCACCGAAAGACUUUAUGACGCUUGCCGAGGACACCGAUGGGUACUCUGGAAGUGAUAUCGCCGUCAUCGUCCGAGAUGCGCUCAUGCAACCCGUCAGAAAGGUCCUAUCGGCGACACACUUCAAAGAGGUGACGGUGGACGGGCCCGAGGGACCUGUGAAAAAGCUCACGCCUUGUUCGCCGGGAGCUGCUGGAGCGGUUGAAAAGACUUGGACAGAUGUCAAUUCCGAAGAGCUCCUGGAGCCAUUGCUUUCGGUCAAGGAUUUCGAGAGGAGUAUACAGGUUAAUAGGCCGACAGUGUCGCAGGCGGAUAUACAGAAACAUGUGGCAUUUACGAAUGAGUCGGGCGGUGAUGGAGUCUGAUGUACAUAUGAUUGGGUUUGUAUCGUGAAUGAAACUUGGUCUCUGACG
This is a messenger RNA of Kockovaella imperatae, 1395 nucleotides long. RefSeq names its product putative ATPase. The transcript has 12 exons. Gene Ontology annotation, molecular function: ATP binding; ATP hydrolysis activity. Gene Ontology annotation, biological process: vacuole organization; endosomal transport. Bases 31 to 1347 code for a protein of 438 amino acids. Lineage: Eukaryota; Fungi; Basidiomycota; Tremellomycetes; Tremellales; Cuniculitremaceae. The record is from RefSeq and is a predicted model, not a curated record.